Gadus chalcogrammus (walleye pollock) is the source of this 1839-nucleotide messenger RNA. RefSeq names its product neuroendocrine convertase 1-like. Bases 301 to 1839 code for a protein of 512 amino acids. Gene Ontology annotation, molecular function: serine-type endopeptidase activity. The transcript is spliced from 15 exons. Lineage: Eukaryota; Metazoa; Chordata; Actinopteri; Gadiformes; Gadidae. Gene Ontology annotation, biological process: peptide hormone processing. The record is from RefSeq and is a predicted model, not a curated record. Gene Ontology annotation, cellular component: trans-Golgi network; Golgi membrane.
CAUUCUCUCCCGCGUUCAGUCCACACAUGCGCGUCAUUGGCCGUGCGUGCGACGUGCUCGGCGAUUGGUCCUAAGUUGAGGGGAGGGCGUGGCCGUUUGGGGCUGAUUCGCGGUGCCUUGCUCUCAUUUAGCACGCACUGGUUGCAAAUGUGUUAAUGUGUUUACUUAAUGUGGGAUAAUGCCAACAAUGUAAAGUGUUAUUGCAGUUACGCAAUUAACAAACACGACUGUUGUCGCUUUAGAUAUGUUAUCAGUGUGUCAUUCAACAGCUAAAAGUCAAGAAGCAACGUUCCCGCGCUCAUGUUCAACGCCAUUGUGAUGCAGUUUAUCUGCAUGCUGCAGUUGCAGCUCGUGGCCACAGAGGGGCAGCGUGGGACCAACCGGCCUGUAUUUUAUGCUGUGGAAAUGGACGGAGGCGUCAGAGCAGCAAGGGACCUGGCCGAGCAGCACGGACUUGAGUUCAUAUCACGGGUUGGCAGUCUGGAGAAUGUGUACAGCCUGAAGGACAGCAGGGAGCCCCAGGACCAAGCCCCCCUGGAGGCACAACUCCAACACACAGCGGGGGUGGUUUGGCUCCAGAGGCAGCAGGGUUUCCAUAGAGACAAACGUUUCUCUAUCACACAACUGGACGCGAGUCAAGUUCACGGGCCUCCAAGGCAGCAGAAUGUAACUGACAGGAGGUCCAAGAAGAAGAAGAAGCUGACUGACUACUCUCCCCUUACCUUCAAUGACCCUCUCUGGCCCCUGCAAUGGGAAUUGUUUGCGCAGGCGCCCUACAGGUCCAGUAGCUUGGACCUUAAUGUCAUGCCGGUUUGGAAGAAGAACAUCACGGGGAACGGCGUUGUGGUCAGCAUCAUCGAUGAUGGUGUGGACUACACUAACGAGGAUCUGAAAAGAAACUUUGAAGCCCUUGCCAGUGUUGACCUGCAGAGUUCACAUGGUCUCUCCAAUGACCCCAUGCCCAUCAGGGAUGAGGAGAACGGUCAUGGCACCCGCUGCGCGGGUGAGAUAGCCAUGGAGGCCAACAACUCCUACUGCGGGGUGGGCAUCGCGUUCAAUGCCAGAAUAGGAGGGAUCCGCCUGCUGGGCGGCCCCGUCACCGACGCCAUGGAGGCCGUGGCCCUCACCUUCAGCCCCAACCUCAUCCACGUCUACGUGUGCUCCUGGGGGCCCCCCGACAACGGCUCUGAGCUGGGGGGCCCCGGCCGCCUCGCCCGUCGGGCCCUCCAGUGGGGAGCGCACAAGGGCCGACACGGGCGGGGCAGUGUCUUUGUGUGGGCGUCGGGGAACGGCGGGAUCCACCGCGACCACUGUGGAGCCGAUGGCUACGUCAACUCUGUGUACAGCAUCGCUGUGGGAGCUGUCACUCACACCGGGGAGCCCGCCUUCUAUGGAGAACCCUGCCCCGCCAUCAUGGCGGUCACGCCCACUGGAGCCAACCCGGACGGAUCUCUGCCGCUGGUGACCGUGUCGAACCUGGAGGAUGGCUGUCAGACCCGGUUUCCAGGGACGUCCAGUGCAGCACCCUAUGCUGCUGGUAUACUGGCUCUAGUCUUGGAGGCCAAUCCUGAGCUGACAUGGAGGGACCUCCAACACCUCAUCGCCAGGACCGCCAGGAUCCCUGAUCCCUCGGAGCCAGGGUGGAUGAUCAAUGGAGCCGGCUACCACGUGCACCACAGGAAAAGAGUGUCGGUGGUGGGGAGGUUUACUGCCCCCCGGUCCGGCACAGGGGGGGCCAGCCACGCCUCGUUAUGUGGAAUAGCUUGUGGUUGGUUUUACUGGCCGCUGCUCCGGGGAGCCUGGAUGGAGCGGGCGGUGGUGCCCGGAGUCCAGGAAUAG